Molecule: messenger RNA, 1317 nt
Organism: Ipomoea nil (Japanese morning glory)
Lineage: Eukaryota; Viridiplantae; Streptophyta; Magnoliopsida; Solanales; Convolvulaceae
Product: malate dehydrogenase-like
Exons: 7
Coding region: 72-1070 (332 amino acids)
Biological process (GO): oxaloacetate metabolic process; malate metabolic process; tricarboxylic acid cycle
Molecular function (GO): L-malate dehydrogenase (NAD+) activity
Source: RefSeq, a predicted model, not a curated record
UAUCUUCACUCCUCAGAACAACUUCAGUCUCUUUCUCAAUUCUCAGAAGUUAGAUCAGAUCUCAUACAAAAAUGGCGAAGGAACCAGUUCGCGUCCUUGUCACUGGUGCUGCAGGACAAAUUGGUUAUGCUCUGGUCCCCAUGGUUGCUAGGGGUGUGAUGUUGGGUCCUGAUCAGCCCGUAAUUCUCCACAUGCUCGAUAUCCCACCUGCUGCAGAGGCAUUGAAUGGAGUGAAAAUGGAGUUAGUUGAUGCUGCCUUCCCUCUUCUUAAAGGUGUUGUUGCUACAACUGAUGCUGUUGAGGCAUGCACUGGUGUCAAUGUUGCAGUCAUGGUUGGUGGUUUCCCAAGGAAAGAAGGCAUGGAGAGGAAAGAUGUGAUGUCAAAGAAUGUCUCUAUUUACAAGUCCCAGGCUGCUGCUCUUGAGAAGCAUGCUGCAGCUAACUGCAAGGUAUUGGUUGUUGCUAACCCUGCAAACACCAAUGCAUUGAUUUUGAAGGAGUUUGCACCAUCUAUUCCUGAGAAAAACAUUACUUGUUUGACAAGAUUGGACCAUAACAGGGCCCUUGGCCAAAUCUCAGAGAGAUUGGGUGUUCAAGUCAGUGAUGUUAAAAAUGUAGUCAUUUGGGGAAACCACUCAUCUACGCAGUAUCCUGAUGUUAAUCAUGCCACUGUCAAAACACCAGCCGGAGAAAAGCCAGUCCGUCAGCUUGUUGGAAAUGACGAAUGGUUGAAUGGUGAGUUCAUAACCACUGUCCAGCAGCGUGGUGCCGCAAUUAUCAAGGCUAGAAAAUUUUCCAGUGCUCUCUCUGCUGCUAGCUCUGCUUGUGACCACAUACGUGAUUGGGUGGUUGGAACUCCAGAGGGAACUUGGGUGUCCAUGGGUGUCUACUCUGAUGGCUCAUACAAUGUUCCAGCUGGUCUCAUCUAUUCCUUCCCAGUCACUUGCAAAAAUGGAGAAUGGUGUAUUGUCCAAGGUCUUCCCAUUGAUGAGUUUUCAAGAAAGAAGAUGGACGCAACAGCUGCAGAACUGUCGGAGGAGAAGGCUUUGGCAUACUCUUGCCUCUCUUAAAUUCGGUUUGCACACAGCAUCUUAGGUCUUUGAGUAGUGUACUUCAUCAAUUUUGAAAUAAGUGCGGAUAUGUCCCUCCCUUGAAAGUCUCUCUUUGACGAGAGAUAUUCUCCUUUGUAAUGAGAAAUAUUGUCUUUUGCUCGAGCGGUUUAGUGAUGAAAUUUGUGGAAAAAUCUCAACUUUUGGGAAAUCCAUUUUGCAGUGCUGUGAUUGGAUAUGAAUGAAAUUGUCUACUUCACUUUUUCUU